AGCGCCCGCCCGCCUGCUGCCCCCCGCGACAGCAUGGCCGGGCCGGGCCGGAGCGGGUCGCGCAGCCCCAAGGGUUCGAGAAGAGACGCCGCGCACUCCUUACACGGUCCCGCAGCACUAAGCUCAGAAGACCCGGCCCGGCCCGGCCCGGCAGAACCCGUGGCCAAUGGGCGGCCGCCUUCUUAGCGGCCCUGCCAAUGGUGCCACGCGGUAUUGCAGCAAGAUGGCGGCGCCCAGGUACGGUGCCGGGAGAAGGAGGGUAGCGGCGGAGCGGUGAGCCCGAGGCGGCGGUGAGCGGGGCCGCGAUGCUGCGCGCUUCCCUCCGAGAGGUGUCGGCAGCGUUGCGGGAAGGAGGUGUCAGCCCGACGGAGCUCUGCCAGAGGUGCCUUUCCCUCAUCAAAAGCACCAAGUUCCUGAACGCUUACAUCACCGUAGCGGAAGAAACCGCUCUGAAGCAGGCUGAAGAGUCGGAGAAAAGAUACAGAAGCGGUCAGCCACUGGGUGUUUUAGAUGGAAUUCCUGUUGCAGUAAAAGACAACUUUAAUACAGCUGGAAUUGAGACAACAUGUGCAUCAAACAUGCUAAAAGGUUAUAUUUCUCCUUACAAUGCUACAGUAGUUCAGAAAUUACUGGAUCAGGGAGCUGUGCUUUUAGGAAAAACAAACCUAGAUGAAUUCGCAAUGGGAUCUGGGAGUACGGAUGGGGUAUUUGGACCGGUCAGAAAUCCCUGGAGUUACUCAAGACAGUACAAGGAAAAAUCUGUCUCAAAAUCCCAUUCUGAGGAUGAAGAGUCUAAUUGGGUAAUAACAGGAGGGAGCUCAGGAGGCAGUGCAGCUGCUGUAUCAUCUUUCACGUGUUUUGCAGCCUUAGGGUCAGACACAGGAGGAUCUACCAGAAACCCUGCUGCUCACUGUGGUGUAGUAGGUUUAAAGCCAACAUAUGGACUGAUCUCUCGACAUGGUCUCAUUCCUCUAGUGAACUCCAUGGAUGUGCCAGGAAUCCUAACCAGAUGUGUGGAUGAUGCAGCAGUUGUGCUAGGCUUACUUGCUGGACAUGAUCCUAAAGACUCUACCACAAUUCAGGAUGACUUCAAGCCAUUUGAACUACCCAAUCUGCCUGAUGUCAGCAAGCUCUCGAUAGGAAUUCCAAAGGAGUAUCAUGCACCAGCGCUUUCUAGUGAAAUUCUGGCUCUCUGGUCAAAGGCUGCUGACCUCUUUAAGAAUGCAGGUGCUAAAGUUACUGAAGUGAGUCUACCACACACUUGUUACUCAAUUGUCUGCUAUCAUGUGCUAUGCACAGCAGAAGUGGCAUCAAAUAUGGCUCGUUUUGAUGGACUGGAAUAUGGACACCGUUCUGACAUGAACAAGUCCACAGAAAGCAUGUAUGCUGCAACUCGACGAGAAGGCUUUAAUGAUGUUGUAAGAGGAAGAAUUCUAUCAGGAAACUAUUUCUUGUUGAAACAGAACUAUGAGAAUUACUUUAUCAAGGCACAGAAAGUCAGACGUCUCAUUGCCAAUGACUUUUUGAAGGUUUUCAGGAGCGGAAUUGAUAUUUUACUGACUCCUACCACUCUGAGUGAUCCAGUGCCUUAUAGAGAAUUCAUCAAAGAAGACAACAGAACCCGCAGUGCUCAAGAUGACAUCCUGACCCAGGCUGUAAACCUGGCUGGACUGCCAGCCAUAAAUGUUCCUGCAGCUCUUUCAGAGAGAGGCUUGCCAAUUGGCCUUCAGUUCAUUGGACGUUCAUUCCAGGAGAAGCAGCUUCUCACUGUAGCCAAGUGGUUUGAAAAACAAGUAAAAUUCCCAAUAAUCCAGUUAGAAGAAGUGCAGAGGCAUGUCCAGGAUGUCUUCCAGCAUCAGAAAUCUGCUUCUUUUUCAUAACAUGGGACUUGUUAGUCAGCUAAAGCAAGAAGACUAUGGGGAUGGUUUAAAAAUGUACUCCUGCAGUUAAUUCUCUUUCGCAGAAGUAGUACGUUUUAAGAAGACCAUAUACAGUAAUACAGGGUGGAAUCAUAGCAGCUUGUUACUAUGUAAUUAAGACCAAGUGAAUCAUUAAGUAAAUAUGUCUGUUAUUAAGAACCAUUUCUAACUGAUAUUAAAAGCACCAGCUUGAAAUUAUAUAUCUUAUGCCUGUGGAACUGCUUUUUUCCAUCCCCAGAGGCUGUAUAAGGCAUCAGGCCCAUUAAAGAACUAACCUGAAAAUUGCUGUGAAAAUUGCAUUGUUGCCAAAGGGUUGAUUUCCUUUUGGGGCAUAGACUUUUGUAAUGGAACAACCAGACAAGCUCUAAUGGAGCAAAGAUAUCAAGGAUCUGUUUGUUCUCUAACAGGUAAAUACAAGACAAUAAGAUAUAGAUAGUUAAUUUUAAAUAAAUCAAUCAAUCAGUCCCUUCUAACAAACUCACGCAAGAGGUGAAACAACUUCCAGGUUCACAAAUCAGGCAGAUUACUCUUGUUACAUUCAUAGUAAAAACAAUGAAUCACAGAUUUCUUUUGGAGAGAGAUGCCUUUCUUCUUUCAUCACUGUUCUUUAUUAUCAGCAUUUAAAAUUAAUACUUACUAAGAAAGAAAUCUUCUUCAGUGGAGCUCUCCCUGUAAGAGUAAUACCACCUCUUCCUUCAUUCAUCACAAUAGUAAUUUGAAACAAAUUUUGAAACUAUAAUGUUGGUAGACUGGAAGGCCUUCUAAACAGCUAAUAAACUGUUUAGUAGUUUGUUGUAGUGAAUGCUGUAGUUUCCAUUUUUCAAAAGCUGAAGAAGUGUGAAGGAUAAGUAGGUAGAUCUGCUUUCAGUCACAGUUUGCAGCUUGAACAGAGGUACAAGGUAUAGAGUGAGGAAAACUCAACCAAGAUUUAGUCCAGUGCAAUAACAGAAUCUUCUUGAUUCCUCCUUAUCUUGUUUUAGACCUGUGUACAAAAUUGACCUUAUUUCUAAAAAUUGCAAAUUAAUUGGUGUUUCUGGUCCCACUCAGCUGUUUUGCAUCUUCGGGGACAGUAAAUGUUAUGUUCUUUAUGCCCU
Molecule: messenger RNA, 3013 nt
Organism: Calypte anna (Anna's hummingbird)
Lineage: Eukaryota; Metazoa; Chordata; Aves; Apodiformes; Trochilidae
Gene: QRSL1
Product: glutaminyl-tRNA amidotransferase subunit QRSL1
Exons: 11
Coding region: 306-1880 (524 amino acids)
Biological process (GO): glutaminyl-tRNAGln biosynthesis via transamidation; mitochondrial translation
Cellular component (GO): glutamyl-tRNA(Gln) amidotransferase complex; mitochondrion
Molecular function (GO): glutaminyl-tRNA synthase (glutamine-hydrolyzing) activity
Source: RefSeq, a predicted model, not a curated record